Vitis riparia (riverbank grape) is the source of this 981-nucleotide messenger RNA. Its product is annotated as transcription repressor MYB6-like. The transcript is spliced from 2 exons. The coding region runs from base 76 to 891 and encodes 271 amino acids. NCBI's taxonomy places the organism in Eukaryota, Viridiplantae, Streptophyta, Magnoliopsida, Vitales, Vitaceae. The record is from RefSeq and is a predicted model, not a curated record.
GUUAAGUAGGGGAACAAGGGUGUUUUUCUCUUGCCUGCUCUCUUUCCAUCAGUCUCUGCUACUAAUUAAGCAGGAAUGGGAAGAGCUCCCUGUUGUUCUAAGGUGGGUUUGCAGAGAGGGCCAUGGACAGCCAUAGAAGACACUCUACUCAUCGACUAUAUUCGAGCACACGGCCAAGGCAAUUGGAGAUAUUUGCCUAAGAAAGCUGGACUUCUUAGGUGUGGGAAAAGCUGCAGGCUUAGAUGGAUGAACUAUCUUCGACCCGAUAUCAAGAGAGGAAAUUUUACAGCUGAUGAAGACGACCUUAUCAUCCGGCUUCGUUCCCUCUUGGGAAACCGGUGGUCGCUCAUUGCUGGAAGGCUUCCAGGGCGGACUGAUAAUGAGAUAAAGAACUACUGGAAUUGCCAUCUCAGUAAGAGAUUGAAGCACACGGGCAAAACCCCAGAAGAGUUCAUCAAAAUAAACAACCAUCUCAGGAAGGGAUUGAAGCACAUGGGCAAAACCCCAGAAUCGCCCAGCACAAUAAACAGCAAGAAUUGUAAAAUCUACAAGCCAAAGCCUUUUAGGAUUACCUCGGUCUCAAUAAUUACAAGGAACAACAGUGCUGAUAGUUCGAUAAGCGGGCCAACCAGUGGUUCUGCUACUGCCCAAGAAGAUAAAGGAUCAUUAGCCAGUACAGAAGCUCCCGGUCUGCCAUGGCCUCAGGUUAAUAGUGCAGGUGAUGCAGGAGGUGUUUUAUUUGACAAUAGUGAACAUGAUAUUGCCUCUGAACCUUCUUCCCAAUAUGAUCCAAUACCUACAAACCAUAACAAGUUUGAGAUGCUUUAUCAGGAGUAUCUACAGCUUUUAAUGGCGGAUGAUAAUGUUGCAGUGGAAUCGCUAUCUGCUUAACUGAUUCCUGGCGGCAUUGAAGUGAUUAUGGUCAGUUAGUUGAUCAUAUAUUUUUCCCUAAUGUCCAUGCAAUAAUAUUCUUUGAGUUUG